This is a messenger RNA of Sardina pilchardus (European sardine), 1576 nucleotides long. Its product is annotated as schwannomin-interacting protein 1. Bases 226 to 981 code for a protein of 251 amino acids. The record is from RefSeq and is a predicted model, not a curated record. Gene Ontology annotation, cellular component: plasma membrane; cell junction. The transcript has 8 exons. NCBI's taxonomy places the organism in Eukaryota, Metazoa, Chordata, Actinopteri, Clupeiformes, Clupeidae. Gene Ontology annotation, biological process: positive regulation of hippo signaling.
CACUGUCAAGGCAUCGGCUGCAGUGCACAAACAAAUUGCGCAACAACUGGUCUAACAGUCCCGUUUCUGAGACGUGGUUUGAAAAGCUAAUGUUGCGGGACAUCAUGGUGUCAAACCCGAGGCAUUGGGCGUAACGCAACAGCUGCUGCUGCAAUGUCAGGAAUUCAGCACCACUUGAACUAGCCCCGCCGAACAGGGUCCCAGGACUUUGUUAAAUACCACUGAAUGGAGGGAGAUACAGAGAAGACUGAAGUAAAGGCUAGUGAUGACAUCAAACUUUCAGGUCAUGAGGUUACAGCGGGGGGCUCAGCAGCUGUCCAAGACGUGGGCUCGGCGGACGACCAGUCUCUACCCAUCAUGCAUUGGGAGGCAUUGAGUUUGCGAAUAGCUGAACUUGAAAAACAAGAGGAGGAGAGGAGGGAGAGGGCAAAGACUUUGAAUAUACCAGAGCGAGGGAGAGUCUUUGGCAGUUGGAAGGAGGACCGACAGCAUCCCUUUCCCACGGGCCAGUGGGUAGACUCCGAUGAGGAUGACUGUGGGGGAUGCCGUUCACCUGUCAUUAAGUCUCGGUUUAAUAGUCAGAAAAACCUUCAGCUCUGCUUCAUCAAUAACAGUGAGAGUGAUGAGGAUGAGAAAUCUGGUAGUGAGUGUUCCAAAGAGUCUGAGGCGCGAGGGGGCCAGUCUCCGGGUCUAAAGCUGGAGGUCCAGGCUGCGCUGAGAACUCUGCGGGAUCAGCUUUUAGCCGAGCAGAAGGAGAAGGAGCGCCUGACUUGCAGUGAAUCUGCCAUGAGGAGGAAGCUGCUUGACCGUGGUGACCUCCAGACGUGCUCUGUGCAACAGCUAGACUCACUAAGGGAGUCCCUCCUCCAGGACAUCCAUGAUCUGAGUUCCCAGUUGGUCGCUCAGCUCUUAGUACGGGAUCAUUUACGGACAAAGCAGGACGCUAUGCUUCUGGAUGUACAGGAUAUGACAUCAUUGUGACAAAGGAACAAUUUGGACAGGACCCCAAUCCAAACAGUUUACUUUGUGUGGCGAGUUAUCGCCUUACUUUCCCACAUCUCUGUCCAGCCUGUCUGGGUUUCGCAAGAUUUUACCAUGCAACAAAAUUGUAGCAUUCCAUAUACUCCUACGCAAGAGGACAUCAUCAUCUUCAGACCAGUUUCCUGUUUGUUUGAAGGGAAACUUUAAGUUUGGCAUAAGAUGGUGAAUCUUACAAGAGAUUUACUGGUGCUAUACAGUAUGUAAAUAGGUUUAAUUAUUACAUUGUUGUCACAAGUUUUAUUGUGUGAACCCUCUUGUUUUUAAGUGUUUAAUUUAUAAUGAAGAGGUUGCUUAAAAAAUAAACUACAUCUCAGUUUUAGUGUCUAUGUCGAAUCACAAACAAGCUACCAUCAGUUGUAAUACUAUAAUUGAUGUUUUGGUCAGAGCCUUUCAUUUUUACAACAACUUAAAGCUGCAAAUGUUCUUAGGCUGUCACAGUUGUCUUUAAGGAUAACAUCAUUACUAGCCUAUAUAAUCAUUUUUCAUAAUAUUAUGCAUUUUUUGCAUUUAAUAAAUGUAAUUUUAUAUAAAGUUA